Vitis riparia (riverbank grape) is the source of this 429-nucleotide messenger RNA. RefSeq names its product F-box/kelch-repeat protein At1g80440-like. Bases 1 to 429 code for a protein of 142 amino acids. The transcript has a single exon. Gene Ontology annotation, molecular function: protein binding. Lineage: Eukaryota; Viridiplantae; Streptophyta; Magnoliopsida; Vitales; Vitaceae. Gene Ontology annotation, biological process: regulation of phenylpropanoid metabolic process; negative regulation of cytokinin-activated signaling pathway. The record is from RefSeq and is a predicted model, not a curated record.
AUGAAUGCAAAGGAGUAUUCCACCGUGGUAAGUUUCAUGUCAUCGGCAGGUAGGUUCGAGAGGAGCGCGGAAGCCUUCGAUUUUGCCAACUGGGAGUGGGACAAGGCAGAGGAGGAUUUCCUGGAAGACGGCACGUGCCCGAGGACCUGCGUGGACCGUGGUGACAUGGGGAUGUACAUGUGUCAUGCGGGUGAGGCGGUGGCACUGCAGGACUCCAGAUGGCAGACAGUAGACAAAUUGCUAGCUGAGAUUCGCCACACGGCUUACAUGACGACAUGGGAGGGGAAGCUGUUAGUGAUUGGGUGCAGAAGCUUUGGUGAAGCCCAUGUGGCGUACAUGUUGGAUUUGAAGAGUCGUAGGUGGAGGAAAUUGGUGGCGCCGGAGGAGUUUUGUGGUCAUGUUCAGUCAGGUUGCUGUUUGGAGAUCUAA